Messenger RNA from Rhinocladiella mackenziei CBS 650.93, 2385 nucleotides. RefSeq lists its product as uncharacterized. Lineage: Eukaryota; Fungi; Ascomycota; Eurotiomycetes; Chaetothyriales; Herpotrichiellaceae. The coding region runs from base 1 to 2385 and encodes 794 amino acids. The transcript has 5 exons. The record is from RefSeq and is a predicted model, not a curated record.
AUGGCCGAUCCUUCUGACCGCCCAGCGUGGUCUGAUAUAUCAGCAAGACUACAAAAUCUAAGAAACCUCCUCAGCUCAGAGCGCCAUCUAGGCGCCGAUCAGCAGCGAGCAUUUGAGGCAAUUGAUCGAGAGAUGGAGCACCAAACGGCAGUCGACCCAGCCGCAACUAGGGACAGAAGGAGAAGAGAUCAUGAGACACAUGUGCAAGAACCAGACAUACCCUCAGUAUCAGAAAAUCUACCGCAUAGCGGUAGUCCUUCGAGUCUUGUCCGGACCCGGAGAAGAGCCUUCAGACCUAGUGAGCGUUUGCAAAGAUACCAGAGGGAAAGACUUGGUCAAAGCGGAAGGACAACCACAUCUGAGACACACAUAUCUCCUUCUCAUCUAUCCCCUUCCUCCCCAGCUCACUCCGUCAGCGACCGUGACGAUCGCCAGAGGUCGAAGCGAAGAAAAUUGGACGACGGUACUUACCAGGACGAGCUUCGAACUUUCCGCUAUGGCCACAAUGGACAGGUGGUUCCAGGUCAUCUACGGAUGGAUAUUGUCGUUUGUGAUGGUGGGGAAUAUUCUGACUCUCUUGUUCCCAUCGAUGCCAGUCCUCAGAAUGUUCUUCGGGACGAUACCAGUGUCUAUUGCACCAAGACCAACAGCUGUAACCUCUUAUUGAGACACGUUGGUGGAAUGCCGUUCACGUUGACCAAGAUUGUCAUCAAGGCGCCUCGACAUGGUUUUGACGCGCCGAUUCAAGAAGGUCUAAUUUUCGUCGCCAUGGACCAUGACAUGCUCCUCGAAAAGACGGCCCAAUAUGAGAUACGAUGGUCUCCCAAGAGCAGCCGUCAUCAACGGCACCGACAGGAUGGUUUUCGCCCUUCUCAGGAGUAUAUGAACUCUACAAGAUCUCCCUUGCGGUCGAUUGAUCGGUCGAGGUACUCGGGCAACCUCACGAAUCCGGGAGACGAUCCUGAACUUGAAACUACUCUUGUUCCGGGGUUCAGCGUUUCGGUGGCAGACCCCUCGGACGAUGAAGACAUUGGAGACGGACAGCCCUCACCGCCACAAUGGCACGAUGACGAUUACUCGCUGAGAUCGUACGUCGACCGGUACCGGCCUGUCUACCUGGGCAAUGAACGGAAUGACGGUCUCUGGUCAACUUCGAGCGACUCUGAAGGCUACGAACCAGACGUGCCGUCUGAAGAAAGACUUCCGGGAGAAAGAGAGCGUUUUCAACGUCAACAACUUGAGAUCGAGAAUACGUUAGCACACCGAAAUCGCAUGCUAGAUCUCAUGCGGGCGCAGCAGAUUCGUGACAGUGAUGAGUAUUUCGGACGUCGCAGCCGUCGAGGUGAACACGAUGAUGAGGGGCCCUUUAAUCGUCGCUCAACUCCAAGCAGGAUUGGACUACGGACAUUUGCACCAGCCAUCGGAGCGUCUGAUCCGGUUUAUCCCUCUGAGGAAUCGCUGGGCCGGCUGGCAGAUUUUGAUAACACGACAUCGAAGAGCGGAACUGCCGAAGUGGGCGCAAGUUCUUCCACGAAGGCGGAUGUCGUAAUACCCCAUGCGCGAUUUUUCAUCAGUCGGAGCAAAUCAAGCACUGCCAUCAAAUUCGAUCCUCCAGUUUCGGGCCGUUACGUUCUGGUCAAACUCUGGGCACAAUGCCCGAAUGCUAACAUUGACAUCCAAGCCAUCCUUCCAUAUGGCUAUGGUGGGCCUCGAUUUUUCCCUAUGCAUUCUUUCGACAUGCCGCGGUUUGCAGAGGGGACUGGGAUCCCAAUUCGUGACAAUGGCAGGACGAUACCUGCUCGAGCUUCCGCUCCAUCGGCUUCACAAGUUCCAGAUUGGAUUCGUAUUAAGAACCGACGGAAGAGAUACCUCGAUGUUCACCCGGAAUAUUUUGGGCCACAGCUUGAGCUGGCAGAUCCAUUGCUCUAUGAUCGACUCAUAAGACGCUUCCAGUCCCCCGCGGAACGUGAAGCCGAGGGUCGACAGAAGGGAUACUCCGGUAUUCUUGAGGCAGAUCUUUAUCGGAGUGAAGCAAAACUAGACGCACUGAGACGUCCUGAUCCCCAAAGUAUGUUCACAUACAAGCGAGGGCCGAAUGGUGAAAUUCUGGCUGAAGAACAGGACGAAGUGCCUGCGAACAAAGAGGAGGGAUUUGCUCGAUGGCGAUGGGAGAUGGAAGUUAGAUUUCUACGAGGCGGGGACGAUGAUUUCGACUACGCGACCGUGGACAACAACCCCGAAUACGACGAUCGGGCAAUCGAAGAGCAAGAUGCCGAAGAUAAGUAUUUUGAUGAGCAAGAACCGGAGUUCGUCGAAGGUGAGGAUGGUGCGACAAGAAGCGAGAGCAAAGAGCUAGAAGGCGAGACUGGAAUCCAGGACUUUUGA